GCCUCCAUUUUAUACCAUUAUAAACAUCAAGUGAAAUGGACUUGUCUCAGUGCUAAAAUGUGAUUGUUGACGCUUCCCCCUCUCUGUUAUACGUAGAGAGACUGAAGGAUCAAGGCUCAGAAAACAGUAAAGGAUGUGCUCUUCAACGUAUACACUGUGUAUGCUCUUCAGUCUCUGGGCCUCAUGCUUGUGCCACACACUUGUAACCGUGGGACCCUGUGUGGCCGAUACAGAGGAGGCUACAUUUGACUGCAGCAGACGUAACCUCACAUCCAUACCCCAGCAGAUAUGGCCAAACGUGACUGAGCUGGACCUCUCAGAGAACCACCUACAUUUAUUACACACUAAAAUCCUAAAGAAGUUAAAGCACUUCAAGCAUUUGGUCAAGUUCAAUUUAUCAGCAAAUUACCUCCCCCUGCUGGUAAAGCAGCACUUCUACCACCUCCCCUCUCUGGAAAUACUGGACCUCAGUGGAUGCAAGUUGGCUGCAGUCAAGCCCGAAGCUCUGCUCAGCUUCCCCAGACUGCAGAAGCUGUUUUUAGAUAACGAUGUUCUACAAACCCCAGUGCCUGCUGUACUUCGACUUCAUGGAUGGAUUGAGGUUUUAGAUCACACCAGUAAUCUUCAUGGAAGUGACAAGCCCAAAGAGGUGGUGCAAGCUGGUUGGAGAAGGAAGAGACAUUCUGGUGAGGAUUUCAACAUGGACACCAAUGGUCUAUUCCUACGUAAAUUACUGGUAGUCUCAGAAAACACAGAAACCAGAAACACUACAGGUGACAAUGAAAAAAGGUCUCCAGACGCCUGGAAGUACCUUGUGGCAGCUCUGGUGACAGCCAUCAGUCUCUCUGUGCUCAUCACAAUUGGGGCAAAGUGUAAACUUAUCCAUCGGUAUUGGGCCAGCUACAGGCACUCGAGGCUCAGUGAGGGAGAUGGGGCGAGUCAGUGUGACCCUGCGAAUUUCGAAGUGGGAUUCUCCAGCCACGGCAACAUCCCAAAUUCAAACAUGGUAAACAGGCACAUGGAGGAUGAUGAUGAUGGAUUUAUUGAAGACAACUACAUUCAAGCAAGUGAGAGGGAAAGAGCAGAGCGAGAGGUUGAUCACUGGCAGGAGGAUGAUGAGGAUGAAGAUGAGGGUGAGGAUAUGGAAGAGUUCAGCAUUGGAUAAACAAAAACAUGAGCUGCGUAUCAUGUCUCCUUGGGACUAUUUUUAAUCUUAUCACUGCUCCUGAAGGAAUUUUGACUAAUUCUGUCUCUUCCUGCAGGUAUUAUGGUUUAAACUUGCACAUAAAAAAAAUCUGACAAAAGCUGUCGAAAAAUACUGUAAAAACCAAUGUGUAAUUUAAACCGUUAUGAUCCUUACCAGGAUAAACCAGUUACUGAUGACAAAAUAAAGGAAGGCAAAAAAUGUCACCCAGUGUCACAGUUAGCACCAUAAGCACAACAUAUGCACUGUAUAAGAACUGGAUAAUAAAUUUUAAUGAGCCUUUGGGUGUCCUACAAGCUUCACGACCGCCCACUCCCACCCACAAAAAUUAAUGUUAAGCAACAUUUACUAGGCGUUGCAGGAGACUGGUCUCCCUUUAGUGUGAAAUCUUCUACUGUAAAAUUGAAUGUGGUACCUACAGUAGCAGCUGGACUUGAUUAUCCUACAAAUUGAAUUUUUACCUUAAACAUUCAAAGAUUUUUAUACUUUAACAUGUUGUGUAAUGAUUUAAUGGCUAACACUCUAUCUCUUUAUGAUUUAAGAUUUUUUUGUCAAUAUUAAUAAAUCGCCACACUUAUCUCCUAA
Molecule: messenger RNA, 1789 nt
Organism: Clarias gariepinus (North African catfish)
Lineage: Eukaryota; Metazoa; Chordata; Actinopteri; Siluriformes; Clariidae
Gene: c6h1orf210
Product: chromosome 6 C1orf210 homolog
Exons: 5
Coding region: 134-1165 (343 amino acids)
Molecular function (GO): protein binding
Source: RefSeq, a predicted model, not a curated record